Molecule: messenger RNA, 3448 nt
Organism: Aspergillus pseudonomiae
Lineage: Eukaryota; Fungi; Ascomycota; Eurotiomycetes; Eurotiales; Aspergillaceae
Exons: 3
Coding region: 130-3075 (981 amino acids)
Source: RefSeq, a predicted model, not a curated record
CAAUUGCUUCCACCUCGUCGUCCGUUUAUAUUCAGAUAGCUCUACAAUCCACUCGUGCUUGCUUCUUGUUAUCGCAACAUUGUGCGUCUUCUAGUCUACACCUAAUCGAAUUGCUAGGUUCCAUCCGUCAUGACAACACAACCUGCACCCGCCAUCCCCCCUCGACCGUCAAGGUCGCCUAACCAGCAGGGUCUUGCACCCGCAGACGUGCCCAAGAUCCCACCACGUCCCACUCGUCGUUUUGACCGCUCCGUAUCUCCUCUUCGAGAUAGCUACGCUCCGUCUCCCUUGAAUGAGCCACCCAAUGGCUCGAGCUUGACUCGCACCAUUUCCCAAGAUGUGCCGCAGCGACCUCCGAGUGUGACGAUACCUUCCCUUGGCGAAGAGGGUAAUGAAUACGAAGCUUUGAACAUAGCUGAUGUCUCCGAGGGCCACCAUUCGACUCCCGCAGAGAUGCGCAACGUGGGCAGCGAUCUGAAGCUCCAUGCGCCGAGGCCUUCACUACCCUCUUCCAGCGCCAAGGCCAAGGUGCAGGCCGUCACACGUACAGAUUCUCGUCAGGCUGCAGCAGCAGGUCUUGGUGGGACAUCAUCCCCCACUCCUGAUGACCACCAUGAACGACCCACUCGCUCGUUACAGUCUCGAACAAGUUACUCGCGUGCGGACUCUUCGACUUCCAUUGAUCGACGACUAUCUAUGAACGGCGAUGAGCAUGGGAUUAGGGUUCCAAUGUACCCUAAUGCGGGCGAUGUACAAGCCCCUUCUCCAAGUCCAUACCAUCUGGAACAGAAUUCGGGCCAGCGCUCGGGCCGCAGCCAUAACCGAACUCGGAGUGGUCGUGAAGCUUCCCUGCCACCAGGAAGCUAUGGUCUUCACGGACAUGGCGUGCAGCCCAAUGACAAAUUCGAGAAGGCCUGGUAUGAAAAGCACCCCGACGAAUAUGUCAAGGAAGAGCAGGGUCAAUAUGGCCCCGGAGUUGGAUCGCCACGACCAGACUGGGCAUUGAGUAGUGAUGAUCUGAACAAGAUUGUACGGGGCUCUGCUGUGACCGGGAGUGGACUUGGCACGUCACCUGCUGUAAUCGGAACCCCAGAAGAGGAGGUUGGUUACAUUGCCGCUGACGAAUACACUCACCGUCUAUCAUCACCGCCGCCUGGAUCGCGCCGUGGUUCCCGCCUUGUCGCUGAGUCACCUUUGCGCAAAGAGAGCGUGCCUUCCGUCGAGACUGAGGGCCAGCAACAAACUGCGACCUCUGAAGAUACCGCUCACAAGUCAGAAGAACCAGGGGUGAUACACGUUGACGAACCAUAUCAUCAUCUACACCAUCCUGAUGGCUUCGCUCAAACUCCAGGUCCCGAAGAACUCUCUGGAAAAGUUAGGGAGGGUGAUGGAGAUGAAGAUGAGCCUAUUCUGGCUGCUGAUGAGGUGCGCCCAGAAUCUGCUUUCCAGCAUCCCGCCGUAUCCCCCACAUUCGACAGAAGGGAAAGUGUGGAGGUCGACAGGAGUCACACCCCAAGUGUCACCCAUAGCCGCUCGGACAGCAGAACUGCGAGCCACCGCAACAGUUUGCCAACUCUGGCAAGGUACAAUUCGCGCGACGAACGGGAAGAGACGCAUACCCCACUUGAUGAUGUUGAGGAAUAUGAGCCUCUGUUCCCGGAGGAUGAUGAUGCAGAGAAAAAACCUCUUUCGACCGCCGACCGCUUUAAAAAGCGGCCAGAUUUGCUCAAGCACCGGUUCCCUAGCCAAGACAUUUGGGAGGAUUCGCCGAAUAGCUUGCAAUUGCACGCUACGGUAUCUACACCGGAUGUUCCUAAGAACGAAAACUUUGAGACUCCGGAGCAGGAGUCCUUCCGUAGAAGCCAGGCUACCCGCGUUGAUCCACACAAAGUUGCAUCACAGAUUCUACAAUCAGAAGAACGUCUCGACGAGAAGCCUGUUUCACGCCCAGACAUUGCCAAGCAGCGCUUUCCCAGCAGGGACAUCUGGGAAGAUGCCCCCGAAAGCCAAAAGCUGGUAACCACAGUAGAGCCGGCAGAAGAGGGAGAGGUCAAGAGCCCAGAUGUGCCGACGAAACCUAGCAUACCCGUUCGACCCCAGAAGCGUCCUCAACAGGCCCCCCCAGUGGAUGCUUCUACAAAGCCAGUCACCUCGCCUAUUGAAAAACGCCAACCACCUUCAAUUCCUGACCGUCCCAAGCCCCAAGUCCCGACCCGGCCAGCUAAGCCCGUGUUCCCUGGAAAUGGCGGAGAGUCUAAAGAUGCUGCGGCCAAGCCGAAGCCAGCAGUACCGGCCCGUCCGGGAGGCAGUAAGAUCGCUGCUUUGAAGGCAGGGUUCUUGUCAGAUCUAAAUUCCCGCUUGCAGUUGGGCCCUCAAGUGCCACCGAAGCCACAAGAGAAGAAAGCAGAGGAGCCCCCGGCAGAAAAAGCUCCUCUAAGUGAUGCUCGCAAGGGAAGGGCCCGUGGGCCCGCACGGAGGAGACCGGCCGCCGAAAAUGUGGCUGCAAAGUUGCCGACGAUCUCAGAAGUCAGGAUCACUGAAACCUGGAAUGUUUGGGAGGUUAAUGAGGCUGGUAAUUUGGUUGUUGGCAGUGAAAAACAGGUGAAUAAGAACGAAGUCGUUGCUCCGGACACAACAACGUCAGAAGACACCACCAUGGCUCUCCCGAUAGCCAAGAACACUGCCAGCGAGUCGGCUGCCCCGGACACGACAACGUCAGAAGACAACGCCAUGGCCCCCCCGAUAGCGAAGAACACUGCCGGUGAGUCGGCUGAUCCUCAACCAACAUCUCCCAUAGAGGACCCGGUAUCAUCGAGCGAGUCAACCCCAGCUAAACCCCAGCCACCGACAUUCACAGAAGCAGCCCACACAGUAACGAGCGCCCUCGAUGAUGAGGGUCCUAUCGUGGUACCUGCAGCCAAGCGAGAUGAGCCAGAAGCUUCCUCUGAAGCGGUAUCUACCGAAACUGAUGUCGAUAAACCGCAGAGCACUUUAUCGGCCGAAUCAGGAUUAGAGGAUGUUGCUGAAGUUGCGGCUGCGACAGCCGAUGGAAAACGGCCCUCGGAGGGUAACUAAGGAAAGUUCUUGAAGCGUAGUCGUUUUGCGUUGUAUUUGUUGUUUACCUGUUUCAUCUUUUUUUUACCAGCCAGUAAAAGACAUACUACCGCCUGUCACGGUGUAGCAGUCAUAGAAUUUACUGACCGAGAAUCUUUCAUGUCCUUCAUUGGACGUAAUCCUGAAUCCUGCCCCGGGUAACGAGUGCAGUUCUCUUUGGCAAUCUAUGCCACCGUACUAAUAAUAGUAGUAGUGACACACAUACAGCUACGAUAUGACUUAUUGAGUAUCCAAUGCACAAGUUUCCCGAUCAAUUAUUCCAUUUGUGUUCUUCCUGGCCUAGAAACAAAAGCUAUAUAUAAGGGUACUCUCAUCUGACAUCAAUAUCAAAAGU